This is a messenger RNA of Notolabrus celidotus (New Zealand spotty), 3093 nucleotides long. RefSeq names its product junctional adhesion molecule 2b (gene jam2b). Bases 126 to 1001 code for a protein of 291 amino acids. Gene Ontology annotation, cellular component: tight junction; cell surface; protein complex involved in cell adhesion. Lineage: Eukaryota; Metazoa; Chordata; Actinopteri; Labriformes; Labridae. The record is from RefSeq and is a predicted model, not a curated record. The transcript is spliced from 10 exons. Gene Ontology annotation, biological process: leukocyte tethering or rolling.
UGCUCCAGAUGAAACUUGAAGAAGGUGCAGAAAGUUUGGACUUCAGCUGAUCUCUUCCAGACCUGAUCCAGACCUGAUCCAGACCCAGGGAGAACCUCAACUCACCGAGACUUAACGUGGACGUCAUGAAGAUGUUGGCGCUGCCUCUUCUCAUCAUUCUACUGCAAAGUCCCGUGUGUCUAUCAGUGACAGUGAGCAGCAGCAAACCUAAAGUGGAGGUCCAUGAACACUCAGACGCUGUGCUGUCCUGCGAGUUCAGGACAGAGAAAGAUCAGAGCCCUCGAAUCGAAUGGAAGAAGACGGGAAAGGGGGUCAAAUUUGUGUAUUUUAAUCACAAAUUUAUUGACUCUUAUGCGAAACGAGCAGAGAUCGAGGGAGCCACGCUGACGUUACACUCUGUUACUCAGAAAGACACGGGGGAGUACCGCUGUGAGGUCACUGCCAGUGCGGACAACGUCAACCUCGGAGAGGCCAUUGUGACCCUGAACGUGCUUGUUCCUCCUCACGUCCCAUCCUGUGAGAUUCCGGGCUCGGUGUUUGUGGGUAAAGGCCUGGAUCUCCUCUGCAAGGACAAACUCAGCGUUCCUCCUGCCACCUACCGCUGGUUCAAAGACAACAAGGCUAUGAUGGCCACAGUAGACACGCCGUACAGCAUCGAUACAAACAAAGGCACACUGAAGUUUAAGAGCGUGUCCAAAACAGACGCUGGGAUGUACCGCUGUGAGUCCUCCAACAAUGUGGGGGCACCAAAGAGCUGUGUGGCCCACCAACUAAAAGUUGUUGAUUAUCCGUGGAAUAUGACGAUUUUGAUAGCAGGAGCUGCUGGUUUUCUGAUUCUCACCCUCCUCUGCUGCAUCUGUGUGUGUGUCUGCAGACACAGAGGCUGCUGCAAGAAGAACAAGAAAACAAAAAGCACGAAGUCCUACAACCCUCAACCUCCUCCGCCUCCUCCCAUCCGCAACCUCAAGCACUACAAACAAACUCAGUCCUUCAUGAUCUGAAGGGGAAAACUCUCUGACUUUGACUUCAAACCACCUACAAUCUAAAGUGAACUCUUGUGAGACGCUGGAAAGUUACUCCUCAGUCCCGUCUCUAUUGGAUGGCUGCUCACAACUCUCUGGGAAGGACAAACACACCAAAACUGUGUCGACAUUUUAGAGGACUAGAUGAUAUCUGCUAUAACAGAAAAAUCCUGGUCAUGCUAUUCUUGGGUGUGUCUGCAUUUUUAAAACCCUGUUUAAACUCCACAGACUACUCGGGCACAACAAGUCAGCCUUACAGUUGAAGUUCUGGAUCUCUUGUGCCACCUGUGGGCAUGCCAAGUGUGUCUCAUCCACACUGACGAUUUCACUUUGUAUAGACUUUAUCCUUUUAUAUUUAGAUGCAGAAGUUUUGUUUUUAUGAUAUUUUCUUUUUGUAAUUUUUAUGUAUUUUAUAAAUCAUGUUGUAAUAGUAUGUUGAUCUCAUUAUCAGUCUUUGUUGAAUAUUUGGCUGUAAAAAUUCAAAUAUGUGAAUUGACAACAAAUGAACAGGUGUCUACUCACACUGAAUGAUGUUAUGACGCUUUUAAAACAGUAUGUGGAUCAGUCUGUCUCUUUAUCAGUGAAGUAAUAUUUAAAGAAGCUGGAACACUGGAAUCCAAGCAGAUAUUAGAUCAUUGGAUCAUCUGCAUAGUAUCGAAUGUGUUGACACAUACAGUAGGUCGUAGCCUCUUCAAUUUAAGCUAUGUGUGUAUUAUGCUCUUUCAAUGUUAAUCAUAAUGUUGGUCACUUGGUCCAUGUAAGAAACUCAGAAUGACUAUCUUUAUAAGUUUCUGUGAAAUAUAGAUAUUAGUUCCCCUAGGAAUAAUUUUUUGCAGAUUAUGACAUUUAUAAAUUAUCCGUUGCCUUUGUUACUAGCUAAAUCCCCCAAAAGUAGGCUAUGAAUGUACCUCUAUGUUAAAUGCACUGUCUCGGAAGAUGGCUGUUCAACAUGAUUCUGGUUCUGCUUGUGAAGAGGAUGUUUUGUCUCGCUGCUGCUGUAACUUGUUAUUCGUGCUUUGCCCAUCGAUUAAAGCUGGGGUUGGUAGUCAGAUUUAGAUUCACUUUUAUUAUACUGGUUAAUGGCAAUCAAUACAUAAUGUGUUCUUUAAAAAGAGCGGGAAAAAAAGCCGCUAUCUACAGCUGGAGUAAACCUGGGAAUACACCAACCAAUCCCUGCCUUUGGGAGCCAAAAUAUGAAACCAAUCAAAUCCCGUCCUGCCGUUCUGCCCGCCUCCUGCGCGUACAUUUCAUGUUUGUUUGUGUUUUUAACUUUCACUAUGUUAAUGUUUUGGUGUUUUCUUACUGCUGAGUGAGACAGAGUGAGAGUUGACGUAGUGCAAAACACAAACAAUGUGCUGAGGACCGGUUUUAAAUCAGUCACGAUCAUAUGGUCGCGAAGCAGCGUCGCUCGUACAUGUAAGCGGGGGGGGGGGUUGUUUUGGAGGAGCUCUGAGGGGCUAGACGGAGUCCUGAGAAAAUACUACAUUCAAAUUCAUGCUAGUUUUCCUUGACUACCAACCCCAGCUUUAAUGUAACAAUACUAAUGUGCUGUUACAAACAAUUUAGUCCAGGCCUGCUCUUUUGUAAAGUGUCUUGAAAUAAUAUUUGUUGUGGUUUGGGGCUGUAUGAGGAUAAAUUGAUCGCUAAUACGCAAAUGUUAGCAUGCCAAACUAUUAUAGUUAGUUAAUAAAAUAAAUAUUGCACUUAACCACCAAAUAUCAUCAUGUUAGCAUAGUAUUAUUUUAAGCACAUAUUAUAAAUAUGUAUCUCAACACUUUCAUUCUACAUUUAUUCUUAAUAAAUCCAUGCUGUUAGCGUGUUAGUGGUGUAAGCCAGUGUUAGUGGUGAACACAACCCGUGCCUUUGCCUUCCAGAGCAGCUAGCAUGAGUGUAGACUUCUAAUCUUGUUUAUUGAUGAUUCUUUCAGGUGUAUGGAAUACAUUCUUAAUGUUUCUGUUGUGAAUGUUUUUUUCCCCUCCAAAUGUCAGAGAUAAUAAACAAUGGUUGCUAUGUGCUUAUUUACGGGAACACUGUACUGUACAAAGAAGUAAAUCCAUGCUUUAGUACUGGA